AUGGAUCCCAAAGAAACCACUGGGAAAGAAAACAUGGGCAGCAAGAAAAAGAACCUGACCUUCCUGAGGCCCAGGCUCUAUAUGCUGGAGAGAAGGAAGACAGACACAGUGGUUGACAGCAGUAUUUCUGGGGACCACUCUGGUACUUUGAGGAGGAGUCAGUCUGACAGGACCGAAUACAACCAGAAACUACAAGAAAAGAUGACUCCACAGGCUGAGUGUUCUGCACCCGAGACCCUAGCUCAGGAAGAAGAGCAUCAGAUGCAGAGAAUGAUGGCAAAGCGUUCGAAAAUCAUCAAGGAGCUGAUUCAGACGGAAAAAGACUACCUCAAUGAUCUAGAGCUGUGCAUUAGGGAAGUGGUUCAGCCCUUGAGAAAUAAACAGAUUGAUCGGCUGGACGUGGAUAGCUUGUUUAGCAACAUUGAAUCCGUGCAUCAGAUAUCAGCCAAGCUGCUGUCAUUGUUGGAAGAGGCCACAACAGACGUGGAACCGGCCAUGCAAGUAAUCGGAGAAGUAUUCUUGCAGAUUAAAGGGCCCCUGGAAGAUAUUUAUAAAAUCUACUGCUACCACCAUGAUGAGGCGCACAGUGUACUGGAAUCCUAUGAAAAGGAAGAAGAGCUGAAGCAACAUUUGAGCCACUGUAUCCAGUCCUUAAAGAAAAUAUACAUGCAAGAAGGCAAGCCAAACUUACUGGACAUGGGCUCUUUGAUGAUCAAACCAAUCCAGCGUGUAAUGAAAUACCCACUACUGCUCUGUGAACUCCAGGGCUCCACCCCUCCCUCUCACCCAGACUUCAGGGCGCUCGGGGAUGCCUUCACUGCAGUGAAAGACAUUAAUGUGAACAUCAAUGAACUUAAAAGACGGAAAGAUUUAGUUCUAAAAUACAAGAAGAAUGAUGAGGAUGAAUCACUUAAAGACAAAUUGUCUAAACUAAAUAUUCAUUCAAUUAGUAAGAAAUCAAAAAGAGUGACAAAUCAUCUAAAGAUUCUGACCAGAGGAGAAUCGCAGGUAAAAGACAAUACCUUUAAUAGGGAAGAAAAGCUAUUUAGAUCUUUAGAAAAGACGGUGAGGCAUUGUGUGAAGAACAUUUCGCUCUGUCUUCAACACGUACAGGAUGCCAUGCCCUUAGCGCUGCAGAGUGUAAUGGAGCUCCAGGACAUCUCUUGCAACAGAGAUAAGGAGGAGAGGAGCCAUUCAGAGACCCCGAGUAACGCCCCACAACCCUGUGGUGACUUUGCAGCCCAUUUACAGAGGCUUGUCCUAAUGCCUCUGUCAGCCCUGCUGUCCUUGUUCCCUGGGCCUCAGAAGCUCAUCCAAAAGCGCUAUGACAAAUUGCUGGACUGCAACAGCAACCUACGACGGGCAGCAGGAGAUGAGUCAGACUUGGCCAAAAAGGAGUAUGAGGCCCUCAAUGCCCAGCUUGUGGAGGAGCUCCAGGUGUUCAACCAGGCUGCCCGGAAGAUUCUGUGGAACUGUCUGUGUAGCUUCGUCACUCUCCUUGGGGACCUGACACUUGUGGCUCAGCAGGUUUAUUCCACGGUGGCACCGGUACCACUGCUGGCCUCGAGCAUCUCUGAAAUUCAGAAUCGAGUACUAGAAGAGGUUCAAAAUCUUAAUUUUGUAAAGGACAACAGUGCCACCUUUAUUGAGAGGAAACUUAGUUUUGAAAAGAAGAAGCCUGUGCAAAUUCUGCCUGAAGUGCCACGUCAAACCGAUGUUCACCGCUCCAAACUUCUGUCCACGUACAGUAAAGAAGAACUCUACCAGGCAAAGCGGAAGUGCAAUGCUACACAAGAAUAUGACAUCAAUCUUCUAGGAGGGGAAUUGGUGGCUGUGAUGGAACAGAAAGAUCCACUGGGGAGUACCAGCAGGUGGCUCGUUGACACAGGAAUUAUAAAAGGAUAUGUGUAUUCCUCCUUCUUAAAACCCUACAAUCCUGCAAAAGUGCAGAAGGUGGAUGCUGAGAACAGGUUCUGUGAUGACGAUUUUGAUAACAUCAGCCUCUUUGUGUCCUCACGGCCAGCUAGUGACAGUGUCACAGGCACCCCAGAAAGUAGCGUAAGUGAUAGCAGCUCAUCUCUUAGUGGCACAUAUGGAAAGUUUGAAACAAACGGCACUGACGCUGACAGUUCUCAAGAGGUAGAUGAACAGAUUUUCUAUGCAGUUCAUGCUUUUCAAGCACGAAGUGACCAUGAACUCAGCCUUCAGGAGUACCAAAGAGUCCACAUACUUAGAUUUUGUGACCUAAGUGGCAAUAAAGAGUGGUGGUUGGCUGAAGUUCAAGGGCAGAAAGGAUAUGUGCCAGCUAACUACCUUGGGAAGAUGACUUAUGCUUAAGAAAAGAAGCCCUUGACGUCUGUUUUCUGGCAGGUUAUUGAUGGGCUACCUCAUAAAACUUACAAAAUGUUGGUCUAGAAAUCAAGAAACCUCCAUACUACAUGAACUGAUACUGUAUCAAGUUUUAAGGAAGACUGCUUCCUAACAAGAUUAUUUCAAAAUGUAUUUUGAAGAAUAAAUGUUGAGGGAAACAAACAGAAACAGCAAAACAAACAGCUAAAGCUCCAACUACCAACUACUUAAAAAUGGAGAUCUUUGAAAAGAUAAAUGUAUCCUUUAUCAGCAUGAAAGGCUGGAUCUAAGGAUAAGAUUUUUUUCAAUGUAUUGUAUUAUGUAUUUUGCCUCAAAUGUUUUUCUCUCAUUCUCUUUUGUGUGUGUGUGCACAUAUACACUCACACACAUGUAAUUAUAUUCAUUAUAUGGUUAUGUAUACUAUGUGAUAUAGAUUAUACACUGUUAUGCAUAAACCAGGGAAUAUACUAAAUAUACAUAAUAGGAAUUAACAGCCAGCUAGAAAUCUUUGUUGUGGAACAUCUCUUUACUGUAAGUUUUAAAUGAAAAAAACCCUGAAUGACCUUAUAAUUAUCUAACAUUUACUGAAUGCAUACUACAUGACAAAAACUGUUCUAUAUGUUUCUUAUGUGGUAACUUAUUUUUUAUUAUUUUUUUUAACCUUUAUUGAUUUUUGAGACAGAGAGAGCAUGAACGGGGGAGGUUC
Messenger RNA from Puma concolor (puma), 3055 nucleotides. RefSeq names its product Rho guanine nucleotide exchange factor 38 (gene ARHGEF38). The record is from RefSeq and is a predicted model, not a curated record. Lineage: Eukaryota; Metazoa; Chordata; Mammalia; Carnivora; Felidae. Gene Ontology annotation, cellular component: cytoplasm. Gene Ontology annotation, molecular function: guanyl-nucleotide exchange factor activity; protein binding.